Molecule: messenger RNA, 2092 nt
Organism: Insectozyma verbasci
Lineage: Eukaryota; Fungi; Ascomycota; Pichiomycetes; Serinales; Debaryomycetaceae
Source: the annotation of a GenBank genome assembly
AUGCCUGAAAAAGAGUUAAAUUACAUUAGAUCACACGACGCUGCAGAGUCAGAUGAAAAAAAUGGUGGAAUUUAUAUUGAUGCAUUUGAUGCUCAAGAAUCAAAACCAGAAUUGAAAGGUUGGAGUAAAUUUGUUGAUGGUUUUAAGAAAGCUGAUGCUGAAGAAUUGGGUAUUGACCCAAACUUAAGUGAAGAAGAAAAAAUUGCAAUUAUGACGGCAAAUUCUCCAUUGUCAAGAUCAUUGAAGAAUAGACAUAUUCAAAUGAUUGCAAUAGGGGGCAGUAUUGGUACUGGUUUAUUCGUGGGUUCAGGUUCUAAAUUAAAUACUGGUGGAGCCGGUGGUUUGAUGAUUGCUUAUAUUAUUAUAAGUACAAUGAUUUAUUGUACAGUUCAUUCAUUAGGUGAAUUAGCAGUCACUUUCCCAGUUUCUGGUGCUUUUGUUACUUAUAAUAGUCGUUUUAUUGAUCCAUCUUGGGGUUUUGCAAUGGCUUGGAAUUAUGCUAUGCAAUGGUUAGUUGUUUUACCUUUAGAAUUGGUAGCCGCGGCAAUGACGAUUAAAUAUUGGAAUGAAUCAAUUAAUUCUGCUGCUUUUGUUGCAAUUUUUUAUGUUUUAAUUGUUGCAAUUAACUUUUUUGGUGUUAGAGGUUAUGGUGAGGCUGAAUUUGUAUUUAGUGCUAUUAAAGUUUUAGCUGUUUGUGGGUUUAUUAUCUUGGGUAUUGUUUUAAUUUGCGGUGGUGGUCCAGUAGGUGGUUAUUUAGGUGGUCAUUAUUGGCAUACAUCUCAGUAUGAACCUGAUCCUCCUUCAGGUCAUUUUGCUUUUCCAAAUGGUGCUAAAGGGGUUGUAACAGUUUGUAUGUAUUUUCAAAUCAUUUUGAUUGUUUUGUUGGUAUAACUUUGGUCGUCCGCCCGAGUUAUUUCUUCGUGCGACAAAUAUUUUUCAGCCGUGAAAAACAAUCGCGCUGAGAAGAUUUGAAGCGCAAUUUAUCAACAAAAUCAACUCAGAUCAAACAAGAAUCAAUUCUAACUGAAAAUAUUAUAGUCGUAGGUGCUGCCUUCGCCUUUGCAGGAACUGAAUUAGCAGGAUUAGCUGCUGCUGAGACCUCGUACGUAAAGAUAUACUUGUUUUUUCAUGUUUGAAGGUUUUCAAUUUUAAAAAAAUUUUAAAAAAAAUUUUCAAAGCUUCAAAACAUCAAACUUGGUACUAACAACUAUGCGGAAAUGUUCGUAAAAGCUUGCCAAAGGCCUGUAAACAAGUGUUUUGGCGUAUUGCUUUGUUCUACAUCAUCUCCUUGACAUUAAUUACAUGUUUAGUUCCUUGGAAUGAACCAAGAUUAUUAAGUGACGGUGCGGCUGCAUCAGCUUCACCAUUUGUUAUUGCUAUUACGAAUGGAGGUAUUAGUGGAUUACCAUCAGUUAUGAAUGUUGUUAUUAUGAUUGCAGUUUUAUCAGUUGGAAAUUCUUCAGUUUUUGGUAGUUCAAGAACUUUGGCAGCUUUAGCAGCCUCAGGACAAGCUCCAAAAAUAUUUGGAUACAUUGAUAAGCAAGGUAGACCAUUAUUUGGUAUUAUAUUUCAGUUAAUUAUUGGUUUGUUAUGUUUCUUGGCUGCUUCACCAAAACAAAAUACAGUUUUUAACUGGUUGUUAGCAUUAUCUGGUUUAUCAUCAAUUUUUACAUGGGGUUCAAUAUGUUUCUGCUUAAUUAGAUUUAGAAGAGCAUUACGUCUCAAAGGUAGAGAUACUGGUGAAUUACAAUAUGCUUCACAAUGUGGGAUAAUUGGUGCUUAUUGGGGUGUGAUUGUUAACGCUGUUGUUAUUUGUUUACAAUUUUGGAUUGCUGUUUGGCCAAUUGGAACAAAACCAAAUGCUAAUGAUUUCUUUCAAAACUUUUUAACUGUUCCAGUUGUUCUUGUAUUUUAUGUUGGUCAUAAAUCAUGGACUAAAAAUUGGAAAUUUUAUAUUCGUGCAAAAGAUAUUGAUAUUGAUACUGGUAGAAGAGAUUUAGAUUUGGAUUUAGUUAAACAAGAAGUUGCUGAAGAAAAAGCUUAUUAUGCUUCAUUACCAUUCUAUAGACGUAUUUAUCAUUUCUUUUGUUAA